Molecule: messenger RNA, 2481 nt
Organism: Adineta steineri
Lineage: Eukaryota; Metazoa; Rotifera; Eurotatoria; Adinetida; Adinetidae
Source: the annotation of a GenBank genome assembly
AUGCCUAAAGGUUCAGAAACAACAAUUAAAGAAUGUCAUGAUUGUGGACAUACUGGUCCUGAAUGGUGCUCACUCAAUCAUGGUGUACUAUUAUGUGAUGAAUGUUGUAGUGUUCAUUUAAGUCUUGGUCGACAUAUAUCUCAAAUAAAAUCUUUUAAACGAAGUUAUUGGCCACCGAGUCAAUUAAAUUUAAUAUAUGAAUUAAGUUCUAAUGGUGCUAAUCUUGUUUGGGAAUAUGGUUUACUUGAUCCACAAAAUAAAGUACCAAGAAAAAAACCAUCAGCUAAAGAUUCAUUACCAGUAAAAGCAGAUUUUAUUCGAACAAAAUAUCAACAAAUGGCAUAUAUAAAUCGUUUAAAAGAUGAAACAAAUGGAACAUUUGAAGAUUUACAUUUACAAUUACAUUCCAUUGCACGUACAGAUAAUAUUGUGACAUGUUUAAGAUUUUUAUCUCAAGGUGCUGAUCCAAAUUUUAAAAAUCCAGAAACUGGUACUUCAUCUGUUCAUGUUGCAGCAAGUCGAGGUCAACUCAAUCAAAUUGAACUUCUUUGUAUAUUUGGUGGUGAUCCAGCAGCUACUGAUAAUGCAGGAGUAUCACCAGAAGAACAUGCAAGAGCAAAUGGAUAUUCUGAUUUAGCUGAUCGAUUAGUUGAACUUCAAUAUGAAUUAACUGAUCGUUUGACUUGUUUUAUCGGUGGUAAACGACCUGAUCAUAAAAUUGGAUUACAUAUUAAUCUUCCUGAACUUAAUGAAAACCUUGACAUAUCGGACCAAGCACUUAUUGCAAGAAAAAAACUUCAACAAUUACCUGAUCAACUCUUUGAAGAUCUUGCUAUGGAUGUAUUUGAUGAAGUUGAACGAAGAGAAUCGAAUACAACUUGGCAUGCACAAGUGGAUAAAGCAUUGAUUCCUUUGCAUGUUGUACCAUUUCUACCUGUUAAUCCUGCAUUUUCAGCAACACGAAAUCAGGGUCGUCAAAAAUUAGCUCGCUAUGGUCCAAAAGAAUUUACUACUUUCAUCUACGACAUAUUAAAUGAAGUUCGUCGACGAUAUCAUGGUAUUGUACAACAAUCACCUGUCUCGCCAGUAUCAACAUCGAAAUUUCAUACAUUACCACGACAACAUAAUCAAACAAAUAUGACAAAUAAUAAUGCUUCAAUUUCGACUCAAGAUAUGUUACAUGCAAAUGGUCCAUCAGCAAUGUCAUCAACAGCUGCAUUAAUAAAUGCAUUUAUUGAUUCUGAUGAUGAACCACUUUAUGAUAAAGUUGCAUCAGAUGAAGAUUAUAGUAGUUUACCACCUAAUGAACAACAAAAACGUAAUAAAAUACAUAAAAAACCAAAAAAACCAUUAACAUUUGAUCCAUUAAAAGAACAUUUCACGAAUGGUUCAUUACAAUCACCAACUGAGAGUUUAAAUUUAUCGGAAAUUUCAAAUGAAGAAACAUCACGAAAUAAUCGUUCACAUGAUUUAAAAUCACGUGUUGCAAAUACUGAACUUCAAUUGAAAUAUUUAGCAUGUGCUCAUAUUGAUUUAAAAAAUGAACUAGCUGUUCUACAUCAAAUGAUUCAACGAUUACUUGAUGAAAGUCUUUUGAAUAAAGUCGAUUUGCAAGUAUCAAAUGAUAUAUUCACAAAUAAUAAUAAUAACAUAUCUUGUUCACAUACGGAAAUUCAUACAUCAACAUUAAUGAAUGGUGAUGAUUCAAAUAGAAUUAUUAAUAAAUCAAUACAACAAUUAUUUGACAAUCAUAGUCGACAAUCAAGUCCAAUUGUUGAAAGUGAUUAUGAUAAUACAACUAUUGUUGAAGAUCCUGAAAAUCCAUCGUCAAAUGGAAUUCGACAAAUAUCAUAUGGUCAUGAAAAACGAUCCAGUCGUAGUAUGCAACGAUUUCCACAAAUAGAAGAAGAUUCAGGCAAUGUAUUGAAUCAUUCUCGACCAUUUCGAUCAACAGAUUAUAUAAAUACAAAUAUCGAAGUACCAAUAACAAAAUCUCCAACAAAUCCAUCACAAAAAUUGACAACUCCAACAAGUAAUGGUCGAGCUCGAUCAUGUUCAGGCGGACGAAAUAAAGUCGUAUCACCUACAGGUUCAUCACGAAAAGGAUCAUGUGGACAAACAGAAUCAAAUGGUGAUAUUGAUAAACGAACAAGAAAAAUAACUCAUCGUAUUGCUGAAUUAUUUAGUUUAAUCAAAGAAAAUCAAUCGGAUCGAUACAUCACAUGUGCAGAACGAAUCAAUAAUUCUGUUCAAGAUAUGAUUCAUCUAUUUGAUAGACUAUCAUUAACUGAAGAAAUACGAACAAAUCUAGACAUGUUAAAUUCAAGUGCUCAACAACUUCUUGCUCAUGCAACAAUAAAAGAAAAACUUUCUCCAACACAUAAUACAAAUCGAACAGAACAAAUUCAAUAUAUAAUUGAUGAUUGUUAUAAUAUUGCAUUAGCUACAAAAAGUCUUGUUGGACUUUAUCAAAAAUUAUAA